Molecule: messenger RNA, 1785 nt
Organism: Ctenocephalides felis (cat flea)
Lineage: Eukaryota; Metazoa; Arthropoda; Insecta; Siphonaptera; Pulicidae
Product: fatty acyl-CoA reductase wat-like
Exons: 12
Coding region: 190-1785 (531 amino acids)
Biological process (GO): long-chain fatty-acyl-CoA metabolic process
Cellular component (GO): peroxisome
Molecular function (GO): alcohol-forming very long-chain fatty acyl-CoA reductase (NADP+) activity
Source: RefSeq, a predicted model, not a curated record
GUGUGCGCGGUCGUGGCCAUUGAUAGAGCGACUUAACAUCAAACUGAUUUCAGUCGAAUAGAUAGAGUCCAACAGGUGCAGUGAUAGACGACGAGCACCAAGUGGACAAGACACCAGUGGACAAACAGUGAAAUUGUUGAUUUGAUUGUAUCAGUGAUAGCCAGUGAUAUAACAAUAUUGUGUUAAAAAAUGAUGACGCCGACCGAAAUUAGCAAUUUGAAAAAAGUGAAGUUGGAGAAUUUUUGGGACGAGGUCGAUCCCAAAAACAUAUCGCCUGAGUAUCCAAAAAAUGAAAUCCAGGAUUUUUUCAGCGGCGGAAGCGUCUUCAUAACCGGCGGUACCGGAUUUUUGGGAAAAUUAUUGAUAGAAAAAAUACUGAGGACAUGUCCCGAUUUGUCAAGAAUCUACAUCUUGGUCCGAGACAAAAAAGGGAAAGAUGCAAAAAAUAGAUUAAAAGAUAUGUUAAAUGAUGUGGUAUUCCAGCGAUUAAAGAAAGAGAGUCCGUUGGCCCAACAAAAAUUGGAGGUUGUUUAUGGAGAUGUUGGCAAGCCCGAUUUAGGGUUGUCGGAAAGUGAUAGAAAAAUUAUACAGGAUAAUGCAACAGUUAUAUUACACGUAGCAGCCACUGUCAAUUUCCACGAGCCAUUAAAAAACUCAGUUGCCAUAAAUGUUAAGGGGACAUUAGAGAUGUUGAAACUGGCGAAAAACUGCGAAAAACUAAAAAGCGUUGUUCAUGUUUCAACCGCCUUUUCCUUCUGCCCGCACAAAGAAAUAGACGAAAAAUUUUAUAAUAUGCCAGUCAAAUAUGAUGAUUUAAUUCAGUUAACAAAUACGCAUGAUGACCAAAAACUCGAAAGUAUGUUGCCAAAAAUUUUAGGUGAAUGGCCAAAUACUUAUGCUUUUACAAAGGCUGUAGCCGAAGACAUUGUGAGGAAAAACGCGGACUCAUUACCGAUAUCGAUAUUUAGACCUGGCAUAGUGAUUGCAACAUACAAAGAACCAAUUCGUAGUUGGAUCGACAACGUGUAUGGACCUACGGGGGUUGCGAUGGGCGCCGGAACGGGAGUCCUGCACGUGUUCCGAUGCACAUCGUCGGAAAUCAUUGAAAUGGUUCCAGGCGACUUAGUCAUAAACGGAAUUAUCGCAUGCGCUUACAACACCUCGACAAUGAACCACACACAAAGGCACCCAGAAGAUAUAAAAAUAUAUAACUACGUAUCAUCAAUAGAAAAUCCAAUAACUCACGAAGAAUUUAUGGAAAAAAAUGAUCGAUAUGGAAAGCAAUACCCAACAAUAAGGGCUUUAUGGUAUCAUUGUUUAAUAUUGACGAAUAACGUGCCAUUCUACUACCUCUGCACAUUAUUCCUGCACUUCAUCCCAGCUCUGAUAUUCGACGGUUUUGCUCUCCUAACAAAUAAUAAGCCACAAUUAUUAAGAUUGUAUAAGAAAAUCCAUAAAUUCAGUGGAGCCAUCGCUUACUUCGCUUGCAACUCUUGGGUGUUCCAUAACAACAACACACAAGCGUUAUGGAAAGGAUUAUCGCAUUCUGCCCAAGUAGUAUAUCCAUUCAGUAUGGCAGAUAUGAGUUGGGAGAAACAUAGCGAAACGCAUUUACUUGGUUUGAGGACAUAUUUAUUGAAAGAGGAUUUAGAUACAUUGCCAAAGGCGAUCGUCAAGUAUCGCAGAUUAAAACUGUUGCACAAUACAGUCAAGCUACUAUUCUGGCUCUUCAUGAUUUACUGUGUAUACUGUGUGUUCACGAAUAUUUUGUUAUUUAUAUUCUAA